AUAUGUCCAAUCGCUUAUAACCAGCAACUCAAUCAACAUAUUCACACACACAUUUACACAAAACUUAACAGAGUCGACUUUUAAAAGUUAAAAGAGGUGAAGGCUGCAAGAUAAAAUAAUAAUACUGGAAUAAUUAAGACAAGAUUUUAUAAAGUUUUACUGUGCGUUGCAUAAUUGCAGCUAAAGAAUUCCAUAUUCUUCGUUUAUUCAAUCAAGACACCAAAUAGAAAGCAGCGAAACAGUUGAAGUAGACCAAAAAUUUGAAUAACUUAAUCAGGUUUUGAAGAUUCUACCACAGUCUAUCGAUGACAAACGAAACUACCAAAUGCGAGCCUCAACAGGAAGAGUCUGAACAUGAAGACUCCUUACCAGCUCCACCAGAUGGUGGAUAUGGGUGGGUGAUAGUAUUCGCUUCCUUCAUAUGCAACAUGAUGGUAGAUGGCGUUACCUACUGCUUUGGGAUUUUCCUUCCCGAUCUGGUUACACAUUACGGUUCCACAGAAGCAAAAGUGGCAUGGGUAGGAUCGAUUUUAGCCGGAACAACCAUGUGUACUGGACCCAUAGUUAGCGCUGUAACGAAUAAAUACGGGUGUCGAGUGUCGUGCAUGGCCGGUGCUGUAAUCGCUGCAGCGUCAUUCGCUCUCUCAGUUUUCAGUCCAUCCGUCGAAGUCUUGAUGCUCAUCUAUGGAGCGGGAGGUGGCAUAGGCUUCGGGCUAAUGUACGUACCGGCGGUAGUGUGUGUGGGUUACUACUUCGAAUCAAAAAGAUCUUUAGCGACAGGUAUGGCAGUGUGCGGGUCUGGUUUUGGAACAAUCGUAUUUGCGCCGUUUGGAAGGUUUCUUCUGGUUAAUUAUGGAUGGAAGGGAGCUAAUAUAGUGUUGGCAGUGUUAUGUCUCACUUGCACCAUUUUUGGAUUCUUAAUGAAACCUUUAGAAUAUAAGAAACCAGAAAGAACAGUUACUAUGGUGUACCAAAAUGGAACAGCAAAUAUCACCGAUGAUAUGAAAAAGAGUUACACUAGUUUGGGCGACUUAUCCGCAUCCAGACACUCACUCGCAAGUAAAAAAAGUCAAGCACUACCACCAUUAGCAAGACAAGAUGUUUUGUAUGCAGGGUCUAUAAGAAAUCUAAAGGAAUUUCAGUCUCAGAAAUCCUUACAUGAUUUUAGACAAAGUAUGCUUAGUAUUCCAAAACAUAAAUCCAGAUAUGGUGGUAAAGCCCUUUCUGGAAUCAGCAAAGUUUUUACAGAAUUGCUGGAUUUCAGUUUAAUGACCGACCGAGUAUUUAUUAUCAUAGCACUAUCUAACGUAGUAGGGUUUAUGGCUUUAUACAUCCCCUUUGACUUCUUAGUCGAGGCUGCAGUAAAAGAUGGCAUAGACAAAUCGAAAGCAUCUCUACUUAUAUCUUUCAUGGGUAUAACCAAUACAGUGGGCCGUAUAGUUUGUGGAUUUGUAGCAGAUUUUCCCAAAGUGAAUACUCUUCUCGUUAAUAAUAUUUGCAUGACAGUUAUGACCAUAGCUAUUGGUUCAGCUGGAUUUUGCCACGACUAUUUAUCUUAUUCAGCAAUGGCGCUCAUCAACGGAUGUGCUAUGGCCGGAUACAUCUCACUCACAUCAAUCCUGCUAGUCGAAUUCUUAGGAUUAGAAAAACUAACAAGUGCAUUUGGACUACUCAUCUUAUUCAGAGGAGCUGGAGCUCUGAUCGGACCACCAUUACACGGAAUCAUCAUCAACUCAUCUUCGUAUUCCUAUGGUUUUAUGGCAGCCAGUGGUUUCUUUGCCCUCUCAACCAUACUCUCUUUUGUUAUCCCAAUAAUACAAAAGAAUGCAAGCAAAGACAAAAUAAUCAUGCACGAGGAUCGGAUGCCCGUUAACAGAAAAAUCGAAGAAGGAGUAUAAAGAUAGGUUUAUUAACACGUUGACUACUCACUGCUUACGGCUUGAGCUGAAUGCUUAAGGCUUGGAGCGACGUUCUGGAAACUCGUCUAGCUUUCAUGAGUCUAUCACUUAUGCUGGAAGGCUAGAGUCAGUAUGAACAAAGCGAUAAGAGCAGGUAAGAGUACUAAAAUGGCUUGAGUAGACAAUGCCUUCAAGAAUGCGAUUCUUUGACGAACACAAGAUCCACAUUCAUUUGACGAAGAGAUUGUGUUAUACUAUGACAAUGAUAAUCGGCUAACAAUGAGUUGUACUGAAGUAAACGAAGCACCUAUUUUUAUGACGUGGUUUAAAAUUGAGAUAACUUUGUACACACUUAAUUAAACAGAAAUUAAUAUAUUUAUUGUGCAUAUUUUAACAAAAUUCAUUCAAUCCUGAGAAUAUGAUCAUAAACAGUAAUAAGAUUUGGGGAUAUAAAAACUUGAAAAAAUCUCGAGGAAUAAAGGCCAGAUUCAUGAAAAUUGGAAUGAAGAAGUUUGGAAGAGUGAUCUAAUUAAUAAAAAUAUUUUCAUCUAUUUGCUACUUCCGGUUAUGCCGGAAGUUGCUUUUAACUUUUUUAUAAAUAGUUUAUAAAUUAGUUAUAAAUAGUUUUUGUAAAUAGUACACCCUGUAAAUUUUUACAUAUUUGGAUUCUUCUCGAUGUCUUCUUUCUUAAAAUAUGAGGUUUUGUAAUGUUAUAUAGGGUAGUUUAAAAAAUAAUUACGUUUUUUUUUUAUUAAUUUCGUAGCAGUUGUCACACCUUGUAGAAUUGUAGUAGUUUAACAUUAAAAACUAUAUUUAUGAUCAAAUGCUUUUUAAUAUAGUCUACUAUUGUUAAAAGUUAUUAGUAUAGCUAAAUUUUGAAUUUUAGUAGGUAUACAGUGUUGGUCGAAACUCAGAAUGAGUAUUUUCUGAGUUUUCUUAAAUGGAACGCCCUAUAUUUUAGUAUUGUAAUGAAAUAAUGUUUCUCUACAACCGUGUUAAAAGUGCAAUUUUUAGCACUCCAUACGAGCGUCAAAAAUGCUACUUUAAGGCACUAGUGCUUUAUAGUAUAUUAUUCAACAAGCAUGUAAUGAUCGCUAUUACUCACGAUGAUGAAGUUUGCGACACGAGCCGUAGGCGAGUGUCGUAAUUCGUCAGAGUGAGUAAUAGCCAUUACAUGCGAGUAGAAUACUAUACUUUUUCUACGACCUUUUUUUAUUUUAAUUAGUAAAAAAUUUAAUUAUCAACUACGCGAGAUUUAAAUUAUAAUAAUUUACAAAAAUACCUAAAUGCUAUUUACCCCUAAUACGUGGCUGAAUAAUUAGUUGCCUACUAUUACUAAAUUCUUAUUUAUUGUAAAAAUACAACUAGAAAUAGACGAUAUUAGUUCUAUUCGUUUCCGAAAAAUUAUAAGCUUAAAUUUGUACCUACUGUCAGUGAAUCUAAUAAAUAGGAAAUGGCUGUUGUCGGUGGACGUAUUUCAUAAUAUAUAGUUAUAAUGUAUAUUUACAUUCAACUAUAUAUAAUAUAAUAAUAUAACUAUACAUAAUAUGUUAUAACAUAUUUAACACAAUAUAACUUUAAAACAAACACAACAUUAGUUAUAAAUUCCAAUUAACAUAAACAAAAUGCGCUAAUGUCACUGUCACUAAAUUAAAUGAUAAACGUCAAAAUUUUUAGUAAACAAGAUAUAAACGUAAAAAAUAUACUGACAUUGCUAUAGUUAAAAUUGCUUUAAAAUUUUUUCGAAGUUAAUUAUUGGUAUAAAUUACAAUAAUUACUGUGCUGUUUAUAUACGAUUAAUAUUAAAAGUGGCAUGCGCCACUUGAAUCUAACUUCAGCCCGUGAGUAAUGACCCGUAAGUAACUUCAGCUCGUGAGUAAUGAAUUAUUACUCACGGGUACAGUAAUGGGUGCUAUUAUCUAUGAAAAAAUAGCGAAUAAUGAGCAUGUUAUUAAACGGUCGUAGAAAAAAAUAUUUUUAAGGCACUGCAGUUGGUAUUGACCGUAUCGACAAUUUUGAUGUAGUGUCAAAAAAAUAUAAAAAUGGAAUGUCAGUCAAGUUCAAGUAAAAGUUUUUGUAGAUAUUGUCCUGUAAUUACGUUUGUAGAAAAAAUAUUGUAUGAUAUGCGUGUUAAAAAGUACAUUUUUAAGGCACUCAUGUGAAUUGCAGAACUCGCUAUCGCUCAUUCUGCAAACUUUCACAUGCGUGCCUUAAACGUGUACUUUUAACACUUAUAUCAUAAAUAACUAUUUAUAGUACUUUUUUAUUAAGCAUUUCCUAUACCUAGCUGCUUUAGUUAUUGGUGAUUCAAACCAAACAUUAAUAAUUGCAACAAAAAAUACGUGAAAUUUUAUUAGGUUGACCGUGAAAAUAUUCAAUCACAAAUAAUUUUUCGGAAAUAAAUACAUAUUAAUUUAGACUCUAGACUGAUCAUUAAAAUUACCAAUAAUGGUUGAGCUAUCAAAAUACCUACGUAGUUGAGAUUAUUGGUGCAAUUAACAAUUAAGCACAAAUUAAAGACGUUAGCUAUAGCUAUAGGGAAUGCUUAAGAAACAAAAAGUAGAUACUAUAAAAUAUCAUUUCAUUACAAUACUAAAAUACAGGGUGUUCCAUUGAAGAAAACUCAGAAAAUACUCAUUCCGAGUUUUGGCCAACCCUGUAUAUUAAAAUUAAAAAUUUGGCUAUACUAACAAUUCUUAACAAUAGUAGAUUAUAUUAAAAAUCAUUUGAACAUAAAUAGAGUCUUCUGAUGUCAAACUACUACAAUUUCACAGGGUGUGAAUAUUGCUACGAAAUUAAGAAAAAAACGUAGUUAUCUUUUAAACUACCCUGUAUAACAUUACAAAACCUCAUAUUUUAAGAAAGAAGACGUCGAGGAGAAUCCAAAAAUAUAAAAAUAUAUAGGUCGUCCCAUUAAAAAAAAACGAAGUUAUAAACAGCUUCCGGUAUAACCGGAAGUAGCAAAUAAAUGAAAAUAUUUUCAUUAAAUACAUCACUUUUCAAAACACCUUCAUUCCAAUUUUUAUGAUUCUGUUGCCUUUCGUUCUCAAGAUCUAAUAGGCCGUUUAUCUGCCUCGCCCUGUAUUGUGUCAGUACUUUUCACCAGUAUAAAGUUCUAUACAAACAGCUUUAAUUAAUGUUUUAUAUUGCUAUGUUCUCGUAUUUACCAUGGGUAUCUUAAUUCCUGUGUAAAUACAAUUCGUACCAGUGGUAUUUACAACGUACGCCUUUUAAAUAAUUCAUAAAUAAAUUAUAAGACAAGCAUAGUGGCUGUAGAAGCCUGUGUUUUAUGGAAAUUCUUACUAAAGUCGUAGCAGCACAUUUUAAAAUAAGAAUAAAAUAUAAAAUCUAUACCUAGUGAAUAAAUAUAGAUAGGUAUACAUGGAAGAGAGCAAAAAAAUAUUGAAGGAGAAGUUGAAGGGUUGGAGAGGGGACGAGUAGAAAAAUUUAAUACCUUAUUAUGGUAGGGGAGCCCAAGCGGGGAUUUUUGCAGUUACUCGAGCGCGUCAGAUUAUUACAUGGGGAGAAACCUUGUACCCUGAAAAUGUACCUCUACCAUAUAUUGGCUCUUAAUGCAGGGGAGAAAAUAUCCUUAGAAAAACUCGAAAUCGUCAGAUUAAGAUAAGGUAAGUUAAGUACAUGCAAGACAGUGUAUAUUUCAAAAAUCUGACGAUUUGAGCGGGGCGUAAGGAAAGGGGUAAGUCCCAAAAUUUCACAAGAAAAAAGCGAAUAUUUCGCGAAAUGAAUGACAGAUCGAAAAACUAAAAAAUACGUACUCAAUAUUUUUCAAAAAUCUAUCGAAUGAUACCAAAGACGACUUCCCAUGGAGAGGGGUGGGGGUUAAAUUUAAUAUUUUAAAUACGAAUAUAGUAUAAUAUAUCGAAUAUACGAAUUUCACGAAAUAAAUAUCUGAUCAAAAAACUGAGAAAUACACUUAUUCAAUAUUUUUGAAAAAUCUAUCGAAUGGCACUAAACACGACCCCCACGGAGGUGGGUUGGGGGGUUACUUUAAAAUCUUAAAUGGGAGCCCCCAUUUUUUAUUACAGAUUUGGAUUCCUUACGUAAAAAUAAGUAACUUUUAUUCGAGACAUUUUUUCGAAUUAUGGAUAGCUGGCGCUAUAAUCUAAAAAAACGACUGUUGGAAAUGGAAAAUUAAAUUAAAAAUGGACAAGUCCUCACUAAAAUGGAAAACUUUACUUAACUUUUUUUUGGUUUUAGGACCUACUCUUCACAACCCAAUAGGUCACCAAAGCGCUCGAGUGACUGCACAUCUAGCACAUUUUGCUCCCCUACCAUUGGUUCAACGGAAUAUGGUACACUAGAUUGGGAAAUUUCCCACAGGAUACAGGCUGGUUGGUUUAACUCAAAGUGAAUGAGCUGGAUCUACUAUUCCCGUAGCUCUACCACCCGGGUGGGACUGUACAACUCGCUUUCAUCUCGAACGGUCGUCCAUGAUAGUUGGGUCAGUGGGUAGCACCAUUGUUCGUAAAUUAGGAAGGUUAUUAGGGAAUCUAUAGACGGGACCAGCCAAUCUUAGACGUUAAGAGUUAAUUUCUUGGACUACGUCGCUAUUUCUAUGAUCUGCUUGACCUUGACAUUUGCUCUCAUGAGGAAAGCGCUGAAAGGAAAGUUAUACAUGUGAGGAAGCCUAUGUUAGUGUAUAGCGGUGAAGUUGCUAUAGUGAAGCGGUGUGGCCUGUAAAGAAGGUUUAAGAUGUAGGUAGCUAAAAUAUGAAUAUUAAAAAUGAUGAAAGAGUCAGGUAACUACAGGCUCAAAAACAUUUAAGAACAAAGACUGCAAUGAUUUGGUCAUGCUAGAUAUAGAAAUGAGAACUAUGUAGGACGGAGGAAAGCUCUGUUAGAAGUUGAGGGAAAGAGAGGCAGAGAAAAACCGAAGAGAUGAUGGAAGGACCCUGUUACAUAUUAUGUACAUCCAACUAAUGCGCAAUCUUCUCAUUAUAACACGAGAUCCCGAAAGCUUCUAGUUUUUUAAGCAUGGCAUCUGUUGUGGUUCAUGGGUCUGUUUGGUGGAGAAGCACGGAAAAUAGAUAAUAUAUUCUGAUCUUCAGAUCCAGAUUUAUAUCGAGGUCAACAAGAAUUUUCUUCCUGCUAGCUGGUUCUUGCUCGUGCAAUGUGGCAGUAAAUUUCUGAAGAUGGAUCUCACUCGCUACUUGUUGCAAAAUAGUAGUAGUUUUGCAGUAAGAUUUUUCCAUACCUACCUUAAAGACGAAUCACAAAAGUUUAUGUAUAUCUUAACCAAAGUCAUUUAAAAAAUCAGGCGUAUUUUGCUGCUUUUUCAACAGUAUGCUUUCUAUACAGUAGUAUAUAGGGUGAGGCAAAUAACUGGCCUAUUAGAAAUAUCUCAAGAACUAAAGGCAACAGGAUCAUGAAAAUUGGAUUGAAGCGGUUUUGAAGGAUGAUCUAUUAAAUGAAAAUAUUUUCAUCUCAACUUCCAGUUAUACCGGAAGUUGCUUAUAACUUCGUUUUUUUAAAUGGGACACCCUGUAUAUUUUUACAUUUUUGGAUUCUCCUUAAUAUCUUCUUUCUUAAAAUAUGAGGUUUUGUAAUGUUAUACAGGGUAUUUUAAAAGAUAAUUACGUUUUUUUUUUAUUAAUUUCGUAGCAACAUUCACACCCUGUAGAAUUGUAGUAGUUUGACAUAUAAAACUCUACUUACGUUCAAAUGAUUUUUAAUAUAGUCUACUAUUGUUAAUAAUCAUUAGUAUAGCUAAAUUUUUAAUUAUACAGGGUUGGUCGAAACUCGGAAUGAGUAUUUUCUGAGUUUUCUUAAAUGGAACACCCUGCAUUUUGGUAUUGUAAUGAAAUGAUAUUUUAUGGUACUUUUUUAUUUUAUAAGUAUUCCCUAUACCUAAUUGCUUUAAUUUGUGAGUUAUUGGUGAUUCAAGCUAAACAUUAAUUGCAACAAAAAAUACGUAAAAUUUUAUUAGGUUGGCCGUGAAAAAAUUCAGUCACAAAUAAUUUUUCAGAAAUAAAUGAAUAUUAAUCCAGACUGAUCCUUAAAAUUACCAAUAAUGGUUUAGCAAUCAAAAUACCUACGUAGUUAAGAUUGUUGGUGCGAUUAACAAUUAAGCACAAAUUAAAGCAGUUAGGUAUAGGGAAUGCUUAAGAGAUAAAAAAGUACCAUAAAAUAUCAUUUCAAUACAAUACUAAAAUACAGGGUGUUCCAUUUAAGAAAACUCAGAAAAUACUCAUUCCGAGUUUCGACCAACCCUGUAUACUGAAAUUAAAAAUUUAGCUAUACUAAUGAUUAUUAACAAUAGCAGACUAUAUUAAAAAUAAUUUGAACGUAAGUAGAGUUUUAGAUGUCAAACUACUACAAUUCUACAGGGUGUGAAUGUUGCUACGAAAUUAAUAAAAAAACGUAAUUAUCUUUUAAAAUACCCUGUAUAACAUUACAAAACCUCAUAUUUUAAGAAAGAAGGCAUCGAAGAGAGUCCAAAAAUCUAAAAAUAUACAGGGUGUCCCAUUAAAAAAAACGAAGUUAUAAGCAACUUCCGGUAUAACCGGAAGUAGCAAAUAGAUGAAAAUAUUUUCAUUAAAUAGAUGACUCUUCAAAACCACCCCUUAAUUCAAAUUUUCAUUAUUCUGUUGCCUUUAGUUCUCGAGAUAUUUCUAAUAGGCCCUUUAUUUGCCUCACCCUGUAUAUCUCAGGAACUAAACAUUGUGGCGUCUCCAAACAUGUAUCUUUCGAUAAUCAGCAAAGUGGGGGAAAUUUACCAGACCGGUUGUCAACGUCAGGGAUAACUUGCUAAAUCACAACGAACCAAAAAUUAAUCGUAUGUUAAAGGUAAUUUUCAAAAAUAUCAAGAAAUACCAAAAUCUCAAAAAUAUCAAGUGAUUACUAAUUAGACAAUUUAUAAUUUUCCUUAACACUUCACAAGUACUUACCGUUUAAGUGCACUUUAAUUUACUAAAUUGAUUGUACAUAUUUGACCAAAGGCCUCGUUGAAAACAACCAAAGUGUAAGUUUUUAUAGAAAUUUUAAUUAAGUACUACCUACUUACCAAAAACGUAAAUCAGGAAGGUAACCACAUUCGUAUUUGCAUAAAAGUAGGUGUGUCGUUUGUAUACAUUUUAUGUGACUGCAAUCUUUAAGAAUACUUUGUAUAACUCGAUUAAGAACAGUUAGCUUAGAACCAAUAUAGAAUUAGAUAUCUAACAGUAAAUUAUUUAUUUACGAAAGUAUUAAGAAGUCUUAUUAGUUAUUAUCAUCUAACAAAUACUACAUGCGCUGUACCUACUUAAACCAAAAAACAUUUUUCAUAUAUACUUAGUCUCUUUUGGUUUUUGUCUCUCAUUAAUUUCAUAGCUUUUUAGAAGAAGACUCUUGAUACUUUCGUACAUUUAAGAGGCAGUCAAUGUGUUAAAUUUUUAUAGUAGACUAUUGUCAUCUGAGACUUAACAAAAGAGGUCGUUUUUAAUCUUUUUGCAGUUUGGUUUUGCCCAAACUCACCAGGAUUGUUCAACAUUUUAAAAGGUUUUAUAAAAUUAAAUGGUCAGAUCAAACUAAUGUACAGCUCCCGAAGCGAACCAUGGCCGGUGAGAGAGAUCAUCUCUGCGUAAAGUUUAGGUGGAUGUACGACCGACGACAGCGUUUGUCAUCGGCUAUAGUUCGCUCCGGGAGCUGUAUUAAUAUUUCGGAGAAACAGAAAGUGUUAUCUUUUUUGGUUUUUUUAAAGAUUAUCUGAUUCCGAAAUAUUUCGUGUUUAUCCCAUUGUAAAUGUUUUAUAUCUUAUAACGUCCUAUGCUCACUUCAACUAUUAGGUACUCUUUCUUCAUAUUCAUUAUAUUUUAAUUUGUUUACAUUUAAAACACGUUGUGAUAUAUAUUUUUGCUUUCAUUUUUGUUUGGCUAUCGUUAGCAUAGGUUCAAUGUGGAAAUGUGGACUUUUUUAUUUUCGCGAUAUAAGUAUCGUACUGCUAAUUAUAUGUUCUUAGUUUGCUCAAGCCCGUUCGAGAAUUUUUCUAUUAAAGAUCCAAUCUAACCAUCAUUUAAUCGACAUUAUUGCCAAUAACCAAAAUAAAUGGCUUCGUUUUUAUUUCUGGAACAUUUCAUCCAAAAUGAGCCUUUUGCAUAAUUAUUGCUCCUUCUUCUUCUUCGUUCUUUUCAAUUGAAACGUCCGUAUCUAUUGUUAAAAAUGUAAAAAAAUUUCCAUUUUCUUUGAGUCUCAUUAUAUUUUCGUUUGUAUAAUCUACAAAAUGAAACCUUGAAAAUGAUUGAUGAAGGAAAGAAAUCUUUCCUUCAUCAAUCAGUCAAUCACGUUCUUUGCUGGAUAUAUAACUCAGUACGUUCCAGUGUUCUCUACACUGGGUCGUUUAUAGUCAGUUUCCCGCUACUCUUUUUAUCUCGUCGGCCCAUCUAGUCAGUGGUCAUACUCGGCUUCUUUUAUAGUUUCUGGGCCUCCAUUCCAUGAUUCGUUUGGUCCACCGUCCAUCAUGUUUUCUAUCUAGCUAAGUGCCCUGCCCAGUUCCACUUAAACGUCGUGAUUCUUUCGAUGAUGUCUUGAACUAUUGAUCUAUUUCUGAUUUGUUGGUUUGUUAUACUUAUUUAUGGUUUUGCAGGUUCACGUCCAGCAUUGCACGUUUCUUGGCUCGUUCCGUAACUCGUGAGUUUAUUUGCAGAUUCUUGCGUCACUGUUAAAGUCUUUUCGCUGGAGACACAUAGGAGUAGUAAGGCUUAGUAUAUUUCUAAGUAACUGUUUGAAUGUUUUCUUAGCUUACUGUUAAUUAGUCUUACCCUACUUAUUGCAUACCCACCGUACCUACUUUAUUUCUUGGUGGGACUUCCGUUAAUGUUUCAUCGGUAAUAUUAUCUGUAGAGUUUUAAAUGAAGAUAAUGUAAAUGUUAAUUUGAAGCAUAGGCGUAACCAGGGGGGUUUUGGGGUUAUAACCCCCUUUGGAUGUACUUUGAGCUCUAUACGCUUAACACCAUUACUAUUCUACAUCCCCCAGAGACCAUCAAGUAGUUGCAACCCUCCCCCCUUAGGAUCAUCCUGGUUACACCUCUGAUUUGAAGCAAUAAUUUGUAUUUAAUAGAUAUUUUUUGUCAUCCCACCGUUUAUCCAUAACACUGCUAUUGCAUUGAUAUUAUAUACUUAUUCUGUUUAUAUUGUGACAACCAAAAGGUUAGAAACGACCCCUUCCAUACAUAUUUAUAGCAAACAAAAAUUAUUAUUUAAUACUUUAUUUAUUUGUUUUAAUAACAAAUCAUUUCGAUUGUGUCAUGCAUUGCAAUUGUAGUGUCUUUGUAAUCCCAUGUCAUUUCAUGAAAUCCCAUACUGUUACAGAGGAGUUAAGUUAUUACACAGAUUAUUAAAUAUAAAGAAACAAUAAUUGUUAGUAGUUUUUUUACUAACAUAGUUUAUAGAGUCAUCAAAUUUAGAAGUAGACUUUUAUCUUGUUUUGAUAUGACAAGGAACACUACUUAUGCCUGGUUGCACCAACAGAUCUUAAGUUCCAGAUUAGCUAAGCUCUAGUUAUAAAUAGGGCCUCCUUGAGUAUCACUUACGUUGCACCAUAAUUUUAGAUUCUUACCUUAUUAAUAAUUAUAUCUAUUAUUAUAUUAUGGUAUUCUUACUGUAAUAUAUUAUAAUUAUAUUAUAUUAAUUCUUAUGAUAUUCUCGACUUAAGCUUAAGAUCUGUUGGUGCAACCGGGCAUUAAUUAUUUGACCAUAAUAUUGUAGACCGUUCAAAAAUAUUUUUACUACAUAUUACAUAAUUCAUAUUCAUACUACGUACAUAAUUCAUAUAAGGAUGUUUGGAAUUCAACAUUUCGUACCUAAUUAGCAUUGAGGAUAGUAGUUAUAAUAUUAUGAUAUGUACUAAAAACAAGCCAGUGCAGUCGUGGUCAGCUUCUUAAAAAAUAUUACUUAACAAUUAAAAAAAAAAUUUUUUUUCAUGGUCCCUCUCGUCCCUCUGUCAAAACAACCAAUUUACUGGAUUAAUAAUUUAGCUACAAUCUCAUGCACCGACUUUUUUGAAAACCGUGAAAUAAUAGAAAAUUAUGUAUCUCAAUAUUUGAAAGAAUGUGUUAAAAUUAAGCGGAAACAUUGUCUUAAUUAUUCACUUUUCCACUUUUUCCUUUUUCAAAACUGACUUUUUUUCACUAAGAUUAUGUGCGUCAUACGCACAUGGUACCACCUGUAGUGGGAAUCUUCCUGUUGAGGUGGGUACCUAAUCUAUUCAAAUAAAUCUUAAAAUUUAAGACAGUAAUCUAAAUAUUUUAAUUCUCAGAUCUUGUCUUGAUCUUACUAGAUUAUAUCGUUGUGCAGAAAUUUUUGGGUUUGUUUAAAAUCUAUAGUUUGCAGUAAUUGUUCAUUUUGUAACUCUUUGGACUCGUCAAUGCUGUCUACAAAGAUGUUAUUUAAUUUUAGUUUAGUUUAAUUUAUUCUAUUUAAUUACGUAUUAAAUUUCAAGUUUAAAGGUAUAGUUGACCCCUUUUAAACACUUUUUGCACAUCCAUGACCGAUAUUUGGUAUUAAUGAAACCAUUGUCAUUGAUGCCUACAGAAAUUAUCAUUCUUGACUUAGUUUCAAGUUUGCUACUGAAUAAUUAAUGAAAGAAACAACAACAUUCUUAAAACAAGCUCUACAAAAUUCUUACGUCUUUGAAUAGGUUUGGAAUGUCUAUGGCUUUGUGGAGAUUAUUUUUUAUGUAUUUUAAGUUUCAGACUACAUAAUAGAGUAUUAGAUAAUGGCACUUAAUGAUCAAAAUAACAGAAUUGUAUUCAAGCUUAAAUUAAUAUUAAUGGUUAAUAACACAACAUUUGACAAUACCAAAAUUAUUCCACAAAACUGAUUUUAGGAGGUAAGCUACCUGAUUUUAGGGGUAGCUAGAAGAGCUUUUCUCCCUAUUAAUAACUUAUUUAAUUUAUUACUUGGCUUUGGACUUGUGUCCUAAAAAAUGGGUAUUACUGCAGCAAGUAACCGACCUAAGUCGGUGUUCCGCUGUCCGGACUGUGUGUGCUUGGUCACUCAGCCGCUGAAUUGGCAAAAUAAUUUUGUUCUCCUCAACGGCUGAGUGCCCAAAAGGUGUGGCCAUCAAGCCCGUCUGUUGCUACGUAUUUUUGAUUCUCAAAACCAGGAGGAACAAAUAUAUGUUCACUCAUUCAUUGACAUUGACAUUUAAAUCUAUAAUAUAGUUGUAAAACUAAACAGCUCUGCCAAAAUGAGUUCAAAGGUGACGAUUACUAAUAUAUUGCAAUCUAAUAAAGCCUUGUCGAAGCAUAUCUGUACAUAUCAUUUGCUUAUUUUAUAUCUUAAAUUUUCCAGUCUUUACAUGUAAUAAUAAAGGAUUAUAUAAAUUUUACAUUAUUUUGUAGAUCUUUAUUAUAUUUUUUAAUAUUAGGAUUUCGUAAUUUUAUUAAUAAGUUCUUGGAAAUAGGUAUGACAUGUUGGAUUAUAUUUACCAAAUAAUUCCUACUUUGGAGAUAUAGACUUAACUCUUUUGGUCUUUUAUAUUCGCAACAUUAGUUUUUAAAUUGUAAUAACAACGUUUUGGUCAGUUUAUGUUGAUUAUCAAAUCUGGUCCAAUAUUGCCCAUUUUAUGAAAGGUAUUCCCCUUAUACAGGUAAAGAAUAAGAAGCGAAGACAUCAAAUCUAUGUAGUUCGAAGACUACAUAUGUAGUUAUAUUGUGGAGACAACCACGUCGUUGUUGGUAAGAAGAAAUGAAAAGAAUGGAUAGAAAUUGAUUAUUACGAGUAAAUCUUGUAGACAAACCGAACAGCUGUCGACCAUCAGGAAGACGUCUCAAAAGAUAAAGAGGUAGCUGAUAAUUUACAUCGCACAAAAGCAUGUUCUGAAAAAUGAACAGACUAUAGGCCUGAAUGAAUAAAAGAACAUUACGUAAUACGUAGUUCUUAAAUUUUGAUGAAAUUUGUAUUAAGUCGUUAUAAAUAAAAAGAAUAUAAUUUAAUUUUCUAUGUAAUAUAUUAGCAUUGUUUUGGUCAGAAGACCAUAUAUCAGUUUAUUAUAUUAAUGCCUGGUUGCACCAAUAAAUCAUAAGCUCCAGCUUAGCCCAGAUCAGCUCAUAGAUCCACAGUUUUAGAUUUUUAUUUAAGCACGUCUUAACUGAGACGAAGUUUAAGAUGCAAUCCAUUGUGGUAUGUUAAAAAUUGAUCUAAGGCUCAAUGUUUAGCAAGCUAUGCUUAAGGCACGUCUUAAGUUUAAGAUCUGUUGGUGUAACCAGACAUAAAUGUUAUAUGGACUGUUGAUCAGUUCCUCUCUUUACAGCCUUUUGUUUUUAUGCGAUUAUUAAAGUAAAGAACCUUCUAGUAAUUUUGAACUAUCAAAAACGGUUUUCAAUAAUAAUUCUUGUUUCUAUACUUCUAUCUUAUUGGAAUGAUUUCUAUUAAAAGAAAGAAAUUGGUAGUUUAAACUCUUUUUAUAUUCUUUUUAUCCCCCUGUGGAGUCUAUUUAUUUUCUUUCUCUAAUCCUCGAAAGAUCUAUAGGUACUUACUCUAAAAUAUUGUAGCUAUAUUUUCAAAAUGUUCAAAAUGAUUUGAUUAUGAUUGUAUAUGUUUGUAAAAAAUAUCUAUAAAUUGUAUACCUACCAUUGCGUAUUUUGCGAAAUAUUUUUUUCUUUAAAAUACAAAGUAAUAUCUUUUUGAAGUAUUGUACCAAUAAUUUCUUAUUUAUAAUUUUAUGGAUUCGCUUAUAUCUCCACCCACUAUUUUUUCCUCUAAUUGAUAAUUGCAAUAGAUUUUUCACUAUAUCACAAUCACAAUAAAGAUGCACUAGAAAUAAAUAAACCAAGACAUGUUAAACGUUACGAGGAGCACUCCCAAAUUAUCAUCUACAUUGUAUAUACAUUGUAAAUCUCAAAUCAUGAUUUACAAAGUUUAUACAUUGUAAAUCAUCAUUCUGGAGUGCUCCUCGUAAUAUUCAACGUGUCUUAUUGGUUUGUUUAUUUCUAGUUCAUCUUUAUUGUGAUUUUAGUAUAGUUCCAAAUUUUAUAUUUAAAUCCACGAGGAAAAUAAACUUCCUGUAGCUGGCUGUAUACUAUAAAUCACAAAAAUACUAGAUUUGUUGUAAAAGGUAUAUUUUAAAAUACCCUAAAUAAGGGUCACAUUAAGACAAAACGUUUUUGGAUUAAGAAAUUCAUCAUCAGUGUUCUAAAAGCCAAAAAAUAGCAAAAAAUAACUCUUCAGUUGGCCAUUGAAAUCCAAUAUGUGAGGUUUUAUUUCUCAAAGAAAAAAUCCAACCACGUGGGAAGAGUCCUGUGUUGCCCUGGGUAACAUCCAGGCAUAUCUGGAACAUCAUUUAACCAUUAUAUAAAUAUGUAACGUAACAUAACCGUUCACAUUUAAAGGGUUUUUACCCAACACAUUUUGGUGGCUCAGGCAUGCUACUUUUUGGCUUUUAGAACGCUGAUGAUGGAUUUCUUAAUCCGAAAACGUUUUGUCUUAAUGUGACUCUUAUUUAGGGUAUUUUAAAAUAUACCUUUAACAACAAAUCUAGUAUUUUUUAUAUUUAAAUAUUUGCCUCGAAUAUAAUGUUAAUUUUUUAUUUAACAUCAUUAUUAGGUCUUAAGAUCUAAUGUCCACAUCAACUCUAGGUAUAUAUAAUUCAUUACUUUUUUAAUUUCUAAAGACUGAUGUAAAAACUAUUAAAAUAGUUUAUACUGAACCAUUGCUGAUCUAAAAUUCCUUAUGAAAACUUUAUGCUCAAACAAAGACAAUAUUUAAUACGACUAAAAGAGUUCAAUGCACACUAUUGUAGUUUCACUAACUUAUAUAUUUCUCUUCUACGAAGGGGCUAAAUUUUCAUAUUUUUGUAAUUUUUAAUAUAAUUAUUUAAAAGACCUACUUAAUAUUAUACACCUAUAUUUACUCACAACGUAUGUACAAAUUGUGUAAAUUGCAAAAUGGCAUCUCUAUUUUAUUCAGUGUAUUUAUAAUUUUCGUAGUUUGAUUUAUUUCAAGUUAACAUUAUGCAAACAGAGACAACCGUCUUAUAUACAACUUUGUAACUGAAAAUUAUAUAACAUUUAAACAAUAUUACAGAACACUCAUAGUGAUUAUUCAUGUGCAAAAACUUUCAAAGAGCAGUAUUAGAAUAAUAAGAAAUAAUAGAAUAAUAAAAAAUCUUAAAAUGGUGAGUUAACAAUUUAAUCUUAAGAAUAUCUUAAACAAUCCAAUACUCUUCAGAUUUCAAUACUACUUUAUUAAGUAACUAUAUUAAUUGGAACAAAUGUACAUGAGCCAAAAAAUUAACAUUUGCUGUACCAACAAAAUAGGAGUAUCAAGUGGUUGUCUACCUAGUGGCCUAUAAAGGUAAAUUAAUAUCUGAAUCUCACUUUUUUUAAUUUCCUUAUAAUGACGUUGAUUCUUCUUCUUAUUGUGCCGUCUUUUCGCGAAAAUUGGUGAUCACUCUUUAAACGCUUCCCAAUCUUUCGCAACGUAAAAUAUCUGUUCAACACUGAGAUCUCUGACAUUCUUCAGCUAAGAUGUCUUCUUUCUUCCCAAGCCUUUUCUUCCCUCUACUGUACUCUCCCUUGCAUGAUGACGUGUAGCAGAGAGUAUUUAUCUUUACGAAGUAUGUGGCCCAGAUACGAUGUUUUUCUUAUUUUAAUUGUGUUAAUGAGCUUUCUACCACGUCCGAUUCGUCUUAAUACUUCUUCGUUUGAGAGUUUUGUAGUCCGAGAAAAUUUUAGAAUACGCCUAUAUAGCCAUAUUUCGAAAACCUCCAAUUUUUUAAUGGAUUGGGUUUUCAGAGUCCAAUGUUCUACCCAAUAUAGAAGCUGCGACCAAACAUAACAUUCGACGAACCUCAAUCUGAUAAUUAUACGACCCUCUCUAACGGUUUACCCUCCAAUGUCAGGUGUUGUCAACAGGGGAUUUCGAGAUGACCAUGUAUUUGGUUUUAUCUAUAUUCAUUGACGUUGACUAGAAUCCCAAAAA
This is a messenger RNA of Diabrotica virgifera virgifera (western corn rootworm), 16816 nucleotides long. Its product is annotated as monocarboxylate transporter 14-like. NCBI's taxonomy places the organism in Eukaryota, Metazoa, Arthropoda, Insecta, Coleoptera, Chrysomelidae. Gene Ontology annotation, biological process: transmembrane transport; monocarboxylic acid transport. The transcript has 6 exons. Gene Ontology annotation, molecular function: monocarboxylic acid transmembrane transporter activity. The coding region runs from base 306 to 1898 and encodes 530 amino acids. The record is from RefSeq and is a predicted model, not a curated record.